AUGAGAGAAAUAAUGAUUCCAAUGAAUCCGAUGCAGGUUGAGGAGUUGACUCGCCUGCUUAAGACUGUUACAAAAGGAAAGCAGAAGGUAACUGAUCCAAAAGAAAAUAUUAUUGACUGGUCCAACCGUGCAAAGCAGACUAUCUCCAUCCCCAUCCCAUCCUCUUCCUCUUCAUCUUCAUCAACUUCAUCCUCACCAUCCUCAAAAUCGGCACCAUCCUCAAAUUCAGCGCUAUUCUCAAAUUUAUUAUCGUUUCUUCAUUAUGAAGAAAUGAAUAGGGAUCAAAGGAAUACUUUAAGAGGUGAAAUAGUCAGAAUAAUGGACCGACUUUCAGAUGAUAAAAGUCUAAAUAUAAAAAAAACCUUUGAAAGUCAACGAAAAAAAGUGAAUAAUAUCAUUCCGGUUGUUCAAAAAUCAAUUAAUAAGAAAUUCUUCCUGGUGACUGAUGGCGUCAUUAAACAUGUCAUUCAUGAAUGUCAUCGGCAUCAAUGGGAGGAACUUCUUAAUGCAAGACGUGGUGCAAAUUGGGUAGAAAAUGAUAAAAAAGGCGGCACGCAAAUUCUUGAUAAAAAACGUGAAAAAAGAUCAAAAAUUAUUGACAAACUAAUCACGUUAAAGGAUCGAUUGCAACCUUACUCUCCUCUGGAAGAAGCUGACGAAAACCAGGAUCCACCGGAAGAAGAUGAUCAGGCUGAAGAAGAUGAAAAUCAAGAAGUUGUUGACGAAAAUCAAGAAGAAGUUGAAGAAAAUCUAGAAGAAGUUGACGAAAAUCAGGAAGACAAAGAAGAGGAUUAA
This is a messenger RNA of Rhizophagus irregularis DAOM 181602=DAOM 197198, 795 nucleotides long. The record is from RefSeq and is a predicted model, not a curated record. NCBI's taxonomy places the organism in Eukaryota, Fungi, Glomeromycota, Glomeromycetes, Glomerales, Glomeraceae.